Messenger RNA from Saccharomycopsis crataegensis, 1251 nucleotides. RefSeq names its product glucan 1,3-beta-glucosidase (gene EXG1). Gene Ontology annotation, biological process: glucan catabolic process. The record is from RefSeq and is a predicted model, not a curated record. Gene Ontology annotation, molecular function: glucan exo-1,3-beta-glucosidase activity. NCBI's taxonomy places the organism in Eukaryota, Fungi, Ascomycota, Saccharomycetes, Ascoideales, Saccharomycopsidaceae. Gene Ontology annotation, cellular component: cell surface; extracellular region. Bases 1 to 1251 code for a protein of 416 amino acids. The transcript has a single exon.
AUGUUAGCCAAUAUCCUUCUCCCAUUAUUGGCACUUUCAGGUACCAUCUGUGCCGCCUCCACAUUCAAGAAGCGGAUGGAUUAUUCGGAAAAAGGUAGUGUAAAAGGUGUCAAUCUCGGUGGUUGGUUUGUCAUCGAACCUUUCAUCAACCCCUCUCUUUUCGAAGCUUUCGGUGAUGACAUUCCAAAUGAUGAGUACCAUUACACUUUGUCCCUCGGUAAAGAAUUAGCUUACGAAAGAUUGAACGAGCAUUGGGGAUCAUGGAUCACCGAAGCUGAUUUCGAAACUAUGAGCGGCAUCGGGUUGAACUUUGUCCGUAUUCCUGUCGGUUAUUGGGCGUUAUUAGCCCUUGAUGGUGACCCUUAUGUUCAAGGCCAAUUGCCAUAUCUUGAUCAAGCUUUAGAAUGGUGUGCCAAAUAUAACAUUCAAGCCUGGAUCGAUUUGCACGGUGUUCCAGGUUCUCAAAAUGGGUUCGAUAACUCCGGAUACAGAGAAGAUGCAGAAUAUUUGGCUUGGUUCCAAGGAGAUAACUUGAACAAAACCUACGAAGCCCUUCUGAUCAUGUCUGAAAGAUACGGUGGUGCCAACUACAGUGACGUGGUUGCCGGGAUUGAAUUAGUCAACGAGCCUUUGGGAACUUACUUGGAUAUUAACACCAUUGCCGAAUAUUAUGACACUGGUUACAAGAUGAUUCGUGACGAUUUGGACUUAGUGACAGACGUGAUUAUGCACGAUGCUUUCAGAGACCAAAACUAUUGGGAUCCAUAUUUCCAGUUGUACGACUACUGGGGAGUCGUCAUUGAUCACCAUCGUUACCAAGUCUUUAGCACCGGUGAAUUAGCGAGAACUAUCGACGAGCAUGUUGAUUUUGUCUGCAAACAAGGUGCAGAUACAGCUAGUGAAUAUCACUGGUCUCUCACCGGUGAAUGGUCAGCAGCUUUAACCGAUUGUACUUACUGGCUUAACGGUGUUGGCCGUGGUGCUAGAUACGAUGCCACUUACCAAUCUUCCACUAAAUAUGGCACUUGUGAUGGUAUCAAUGAUAUUAGCACUUGGACUGACGAACAAAAACAAAACACUAGAAAAUUCAUUGAAGCCCAAAUGGAUGCGUACGACCAAGGUGCAGGUUGGAUUUUCUGGACUUGGAAAACUGAAAAUGCUUUAGAAUGGGAUUUCCAAAGAUUGGUUUACGAAGGAUUGGUUCCUCAACCUUUGACUGAUAGACAAUAUCCAAACCAAUGUGGAUAUUAA